AUGCAAGUGGUACAGAAAGUGUGGGAAGAAACGAACAUUCCGGGUUGGAGUUGCUUCGUGUUCAAAGAAAAGCUCAAGAAAUUGAAGUUAGUCUUGAAAGAAUGGAACAAGAAUUCGUUUGAAAACAUCGAGCAUUCGAUCAAAUCUCUGAAGGACGAGCUCCAAGCAUGGGACAUCCUUGAUUAUGCUUUUGGCCUGGAUGAGAAGGAAACCAUUAGGAGGAACAAAAUCAAAGCCAAUCUUAUCCUGCAAACGAGGAAUAAGAUUAGCCUAUUGCAACAUAAAGCAAAAGCCCGAUGGCUAAAGGAGGGUUACUUGAAUUCUAGCUUCUACCACAAAGUUAUUGUUGGCCGAAGAAAGAAGAAUGAAAUGUUAGGAAUGAUGUUCGAGAACCAAUGGAUCGAUGAGCCAACUGUCAUCAAGGAGAGGGUGAAGAACUUUUUUGAAAAAAAUUUCAGGAAAAGAAAUAGAACUCUACCGAUCCUACGUUCUGAUUUCGCUGCCAGAAAACUCUCGAAUGAGGAUAAGAUGUGGCUGAUCAGACCCUUCACGGAAGAAGAAAUUAAAGAUGCCAUUUGGAGUUGCGAAGGAAACAAAAGUCCGGGACCGGAAGACUUUAAUAUUAACUUUUGGAUAAAGUCGUGGGAGGUUAUUAAAGACGACUUUAUACAGGUUAUGAAAGACUUCCACACAAAAGGUAAAAUCCCCCGCGACUGCAAUUCAUCUUUCAUAGUACUAAUUCCUAAUAAAGAUGAGGCGUACUCUCUUGAUGAGUUCAGACCAAUCUCUCUCAUCUGCAACCUCUACAAUAUUAUUGCCAAGGUCCUAGCUGGGAAGAUUGAGGGCAGUUAUGGACUCAAUCAUUUCAAAAAAUCAGGGCGCCUUCAUCAGUGGUCGGUUUAUCCUCGACGGAGUCGUGAUUUUGAAUGA
Salvia miltiorrhiza (redroot sage) is the source of this 930-nucleotide messenger RNA. RefSeq lists its product as uncharacterized. NCBI's taxonomy places the organism in Eukaryota, Viridiplantae, Streptophyta, Magnoliopsida, Lamiales, Lamiaceae. The transcript has a single exon. The coding region runs from base 1 to 930 and encodes 309 amino acids. The record is from RefSeq and is a predicted model, not a curated record.